Macrosteles quadrilineatus (aster leafhopper) is the source of this 1351-nucleotide messenger RNA. Its product is annotated as lysosomal aspartic protease-like. Gene Ontology annotation, molecular function: aspartic-type endopeptidase activity. The coding region runs from base 30 to 1277 and encodes 415 amino acids. Gene Ontology annotation, biological process: cell death; proteolysis. NCBI's taxonomy places the organism in Eukaryota, Metazoa, Arthropoda, Insecta, Hemiptera, Cicadellidae. The record is from RefSeq and is a predicted model, not a curated record. Gene Ontology annotation, cellular component: lysosome. The transcript is spliced from 9 exons.
UGGUUCUAGUAAGAUGUGCACUCCUCUCUAUGCUUCCUUUCCUUGUAUCCUCUCAAAUCAUCAGGGUUCCAUUAAAGCAGUACAGCAGUGCAGACGCCUCUAAAUCUACUGAACAUUCAGAAGCUAAUCUUUUCAAACUCCCUGCCAUUCAUAAAACUGAUUAUUACACAUCAGACAUCUUCUCAGAAUCUUCUGUCAGUAAGAACACGGCUCCCUACAGCAGGCAAACUGAUAAUAGGAAUGUGCAUGGAGUUAAUCUUCAUAAUGACAGAGACUUGUUUUACUACGGACCUAUAUCUAUUGGAACACCACCGCAGGAGUUUCAAGUGAUCUACGACACUGGUUCAGACUACCUGUGGGUCCCGUCGAGCCAGUGUAGUGCUCUUAACCUCCCAUGUUGGCAGAGUAAGCAGUAUGACAGCCAACGUUCCAGCACUCACGCAAGGGUAGGAGAAAGGUUUUUCCUCCCUUACGUCACAGGCUCCUGCUCUGGCUUCACUUCCCGUGACACAAUCACUGUUGGUGGUGCGUUGGUCAGAUAUCAGCUGUUCGGGGAGGCCACAGAACAGCCAGGACCUGUGUUUGUAGGGAUGCAGUUUGAUGGUAUCCUGGGACUGGGUCUCCCACACACAGGACCUCCUGGGUACUCUCUGGUGCAAAACCUAGCAGACCAGGGGCUGGUGGCACACAACGUCUUCUGCAUCUAUCUCAACAGUAACACAUCUGCAGAAACCAAUGCUGAAGUGUCUUUUGGUGGAUGUUUGCACCAAUAUCACACAGAACCUUUCCAGUAUGUUCCAGUAUCUGACAGCAGCAGGUGGAUUGUCAAAAUAACCUCUAUGACAGUGCACUAUGGAGAGGAGACUUAUGAUGUAGUGCAGGACCAUCAUGAAGAGUUGACAGCCCUGAUAGACUCUGGGACUAGCUUCUUGUCUCUCCCCAGAACAUUGUACUCAGGACUCAUGUCUUGGAUGUUCAGCCAAGGCCUUAUAAAACAGGAGGCUGACCAACAACUAUUUACAGUUGACUGUGUCAAAGCUCCAAACCUUCCAGACAUCUUUAUAACCUUGGGAGAAAACAAUUUUGUUUUGGAAAACAGACAUUUGAUCAUACAUAGGCAAAAUAGGAUUGGUGCAGAUGCCUGUUUUAUAGCCAUAACUCCCUCUGAUGAAAAGUUUAUAAUACUGGGAACAGUGUUCAUGAGGAAAUACUACACAAGAUUUGAUGUUGAAAAAAAACGCAUCGGCUUCUCUCCUGCGGUCUCUGGCGGCUAUUAAAUCUCUUCAAGCUUUUAUGGACUAUUAUUACAAGACAUACUAUACUGAAUGUUAAAAUAAAGUUUUCUAUAAGA